Molecule: messenger RNA, 1366 nt
Organism: Ricinus communis (castor bean)
Lineage: Eukaryota; Viridiplantae; Streptophyta; Magnoliopsida; Malpighiales; Euphorbiaceae
Product: derlin-1
Exons: 7
Coding region: 227-1060 (277 amino acids)
Biological process (GO): endoplasmic reticulum unfolded protein response
Cellular component (GO): Hrd1p ubiquitin ligase ERAD-L complex; endoplasmic reticulum membrane
Molecular function (GO): misfolded protein binding; ubiquitin-specific protease binding
Source: RefSeq, a predicted model, not a curated record
UAAUUAACUGUUUUAUGAAAAACAGUUUCUUAAAAUAAAAAUAAAAAUAAAAAUAAAAUAAAAUAACAGGUCUGGACAAAACACAAAAGACUUAAAAGGUCAAAGUCUUCCUCCUUGGGACGGGACAUCCAAUACGACCACCACCAUCACCACCAUUGGAGACGUAAAAUAUAAUGGCAGUUUAUGCGUAUAUCCCCCACUCGAUUACCAUUACUUCCUUACAAAAAUGUCAACACCGGCAGAAUACUACAAUUCUUUGCCUCCUGUGAGCAAGACAUAUGGAGUUGCCUGUUUAAUGACCACAGCUGCCUACUAUCUGGGUCUUUACGAUGUCUGGAACAUAGCACUCUUUUAUGAGGAUGUAAUUAAACGUUUUCAGAUUUGGAGGCUAAUUUCCAAUUUCUUUUUCCUGGGGCCCUUUUCAUUUCCUUUUGCAUUUCGUCUUAUUAUCAUAGCAAGAUAUGGGGUUUCAUUGGAGAGAGGAACUUUUGACAAGAGGACUGCUGACUUUGUAUGGAUGUUCUUCUUUGGAGCAUUAUCACUUUUGGCGAUGGCUGCCAUUCCAAUGCUUUGGUCCCCUUUCAUGGGUGUUUCCUUAGUUUUUAUGAUUGUAUAUAUCUGGAGCCGCGAGUUCCCAAAUGCCCGUAUCAACAUCUAUGGUCUUGUGUCAUUGAAGGGAUUUUAUCUUCCAUGGGCAAUGUUAGCACUGGAUUUGAUUUUUGGGAAUCCAUUGAAGCCUGACAUUCUUGGUAUGGUAGCUGGACAUAUAUAUUACUUCCUCACAGUGCUUCAUCCUCUUUCUGGUGGAAAAUUCGUGUUGAAGACUCCUUUUUGGGUUCAUAAACUGGUGGCUUUCUGGGGCAAAGGUACGCAAAUAAAUUCGCCUGUGCAGCGUGAUCCGUCUGCUGGAGUUGCUUUCCGUGGAAGAAGCUUCCGCCUGAAUGGCACCAGAACCAACCCUGCAGAAGAAGCACAGGGAACCACUCCAGCACAACAGCCCAAUGAAUCUGCUGAUGGAGUCGCUUUUCGUGGAAGAAGCUACCGUCUCGGUGGCCACUAGGGACCAAAUUUUCUUCUCUAACCAGUAUUUUCUUCAUCAAAUUAUGUACGUUAUUAUCUCUAAGCAACUUAAUGCACUUGCAAAAUUUAGAACUAGAUUAGCAGCAAAAUAGAGUAUCCUAUAUCGCAUGGCCUUCGAGAACCCUAAAUCUCCGAUGAAGUACAAGUCACAGGAGGUUGUGCUCUAGGAAUUCAUUUUGGUGUUAAAUUCAAUAAAAACAAGUUCUUAAGUACUAAAUGGGUUUUCCACUGUAGAGCUUGUAAACUUGUAGCCAUGAAUGAGACACACUAUUUGAACUUUUCUUAA